AUGAGUUCCUGCCGAUACAUUGCCCACUUCGUAGUGGCGCUGCUUUUCUUGGCGGCUGCUUACUUGACGGCAGCCGACGCCGCUUUGGAUCCAAAGGCGCAGGAGCCUCAACAUGGGGAUGAGGCUGUGGCUCUUGAGGUCGAAAGAACACUCAGCUCGCCCGAAGAAUCAGAACAACAAGCGGAGGCGACGGAGUCGCAUCGUCUGGAUAUUGCCUCGGAUGAGGCUGUGGCUCUUGAGGUCGAAAGAACACCCAGCUCGCCCGAAGAAUCAGCACGACAAGCGGAGGCGACGGAGUCGCAUCGUCUGGAUAUUGCCUCUCGAGCCAAGUCGAAAAAGACGACUCGUCGCACAGGGAAGGCACGUAAAGCUCUCCGCGCCAGCCUGAUUUUGCUGGAGGUCGCAUUCUAUGCGUUCCUCGCCUAUUUCGCCUACGCGCAAAUUCAGUGCCAUUAUUCAACCAAUGCAGAUCUUGCUGAGGCAUCCUACUGCCGCACUGCGCCACCUCAUGAGGUGGUUCCAACAAACGCAUCGCAUCUUGCAGCCUUCGGUAGCUUCGUUCAGGGCGGAUAUGCAUUCCUUGAUUUUUUUGAGCACAAAGCAAUUUCUUUAGGGUGUCCUGUUGCCGGCGUGUCCCCUCUUCCUCCUCAGAAACAUCAUCCGAGUGUAGCGGUGAAGCUGAAGCAAGAGGCGACGUGCGCGGAAGUCAUCACGACCGCUGUGUCUGCCCCGUUCAUCGGAACGAACAGCGCGUAG
Besnoitia besnoiti is the source of this 756-nucleotide messenger RNA. RefSeq lists its product as uncharacterized. The record is from RefSeq and is a predicted model, not a curated record. Lineage: Eukaryota; Apicomplexa; Conoidasida; Eucoccidiorida; Sarcocystidae. The transcript has 6 exons. Bases 1 to 756 code for a protein of 251 amino acids.